Molecule: messenger RNA, 672 nt
Organism: Peronospora farinosa
Lineage: Eukaryota; Oomycota; Peronosporomycetes; Peronosporales; Peronosporaceae
Source: the annotation of a GenBank genome assembly
AUGUCAAAGGAGGGUUUCUUGUUACUUCAUGAUGAAGGCCGUCGUAGUCAAAUUUAUUAUGGGGUCUUAGGUGAAGGAAAACUUCAAUUCUAUACGAAACGAGAUCGUGGCGUCAUGGUUCGUGAAAUUCUUCUCUCUCGCUCGAGACUCAAAGUACGGGGUAUUUCCGAUCUCGACGGUCGUGGCUGUCCAUACAGUUUUUCAGUACGAAUACAGCGUUCGAGGAUAAGAGAUGGAAGAGUGUUGGUCUAUGGGACACCUGUGCUAUUGGUGAUGAGUGCACCGACGUGGGGGGAACGUAAAGCUUGGGGUAAUGCUAUUCACGCUUGGCAACGAAACUAUUGGGGUGACCCACAGCACAGAGGAAUGGGGCUAGGACCUGAUGAGAUUGAAGUGUUCUUUGAGACGCAGUAUAAAGCACUGCAGAUGGUGUUAGAAACAUCGGUACCUGAUUCAAUGAAACAGGAUGGAGGGAGAUUAAAGAGACAGAGAGCGACGAUUGGUGCAGCAGCAGCGAGAGCGGUGCCUAAAGCUUUAUUUGGAAGAGCACAAGCAGUGAGGAAAGUAGGGAAUAAUGUGAGUAAGAAGUUGAGAGAAAAAGCAGUGGCAUUCUCGUUGCCACCGAUGGGAUUAAGUGUCUCGACAUCGGUGCAGAACCCACCAACAGUCUAA